AUGCCUUCAAAUGCCUUCGCCAAUCUUUGGCGCAACGAUCGAGUUCGACAGUGCAUCUUGAGCCAGGUUCAGCAGGUUGAUCUUCGGUCAAUGCGACUAGUCUGCAAAGAAGUCGCCAGGAACGUCGCUCCCAUCCUUUUCAAAUCUCUCUCUGUCCACUUCAGCACCAAUACAUUUACCCGUCGGGCGCGAAUGUCGGCUCUCGAUCGUAUCGGCAUUCAUGUACGGACGGUGGUGUUCAAUAUGCCGCACCAUGCCGACACUUUUCUUCCACCUCUUCUGUUUCCAGGCACUCUAGAGGAAGUCAAGUUUGUUUACGAGCCUCGUCUUAGCACGUCAAGACCUUCUUCCUCUUCCAGCUCGACCACUUCCUCAUGCUACUCCAACUACUCAUCGACUUCGUCUUCUAAAUAUGGAACAUGGGAGAUGAAUGACUUGUUGGUCAAACAUUAUCCACCUCUGUUUCAUGCCGCUACCGAUGUCGAGUCCUUUCUCAGGGCUUUUAUUGCAAUGCCAAAUCUUGAGCAUUUUCAUAUCUCAUGUCCAGACCAGCCAUCCGGUCAGCGGUAUAGGAGAGACAUUGUAGACUAUGCCUUGGUCUCACUAAGGUUGGCAAUUGAGACGGCCAACCCAGUGCAGCUUGAAUCUCUCACUCUUGCACCGAUACAUCCUGGAGCAAUGCUCCAUCUACGACCGCAGACGAGCAUUGGCUCGUCACCUGCUUCUACACGUGUGUGGAGACGUAUAAAAACUCUCCACAUCGAAAUGGAAUCCUUUGAGUAUGGUCGUGAUCAACCUUCCGACCAUCUCAAGAUCCUUCAUAGCUACCUGGGCUCGCUGCGGGCCCUGGAAAAUCUCAAAUUCCGGUGGAAAGGGGCCAAAGGCCCUUGUCCCCUUUCUCUUCACAUCGAGCCGUGCACAGCUCGGCCAGUCGCCCUGGAUUGUUUCAAUGCCUGUCCAGACUCGAGCGCAAAGUCUGCGUUCCGCCCUCUCAAGUUUCGUCAUCUGAAGACCAUGCAUCUCACCAAUGCCAGUCUCGAUGCGGACCAAGCGUCUGCUUUUAUCAUGUCCCACCGAAAAGUGUUGCAUGAAUUCGAGUUUGAGAAAUGCGAGCUAAGAUCCGGUACUUGGGACGAUGCGCUACUGCCUUUGACCCACAUGGCAAAGUCUAAAGCAUGGAAGGGUCUAAAGCCCAAGCAAGAAGAGGUCAUGGACGUCCCGAUCAUGCUGAGUCCAGUUGAUGAGAAAACUGAGCUGAUCGAUUGCGUCAACGAACCAAUGUGGGACGAUGUAUUUCGCAAAAGCCGACAUUUGCAGGCCCUCCGGAAGGUCAGCUUGCGGACCAAGGACAUGGUUCCCCAGCAAGUGAGGAAGCUCCUACGCUCGGCGAGAGUCGCAUGGCAUUGA
Messenger RNA from Exophiala bonariae, 1407 nucleotides. RefSeq lists its product as uncharacterized. Lineage: Eukaryota; Fungi; Ascomycota; Eurotiomycetes; Chaetothyriales; Herpotrichiellaceae. Bases 1 to 1407 code for a protein of 468 amino acids. The record is from RefSeq and is a predicted model, not a curated record. The transcript has a single exon.